AUGCUGAUGUCCAACAUGGUUAUUGUCUUCGGCUUCUUGCUCUGCUGCCCAUUUUUCUUAAUGCUUGUAGAGCAGGGCCAAGCAGUGGUGAUUACUGACGCAAUGCCGUCCGAGUACCCAUACGUGGUUAGGUUUUACCUCUUAAUUCCUAUCGCACAUACCGAGAUCACUACUCCUGGACUGGUGGUCAGUAGUAAAUUCGUGCUAACCUUCGUAUCGACCGCUGUGUUUGGAUUUUCAAAUUUCACAAUGACUGACCAGUUUGGCGUGGUUCGAACCCCAGUCAAAAACGGAACAAUCCUCAAAGGCGCGGCUACAUAUUUCAAAGUAUGUAGGAAAUUUGGUGGAGCAAAGUAUUCGCUCCGUGAAAGUGACUUCAACAACCUGACGACCGCCGUCCCUGACGCUCAGCUGAUUUUUUUCAAUAAAACAUCGCCGGUCCUGAGAAAGAUGACUAUCCCUGUGAUGAACAAAACCGCCUGCGCUACUGCUAAGGGAGUGAACCCCUCAACAAAUUCCUAUAUUUGCAUGGAUACCAGUGGCUUUACUGACUUGUGUUCGAUCUUCAUUUUCAACGGUACCAUAACAAUGGAUUAUAUAACUGGUUGGAGUCCAUUGCUAGCGAUUGGUGGCCAGGUACAAGGCCUUCCUUCUGAUAAAGGCUGCAACGAUACUACUUAUUGGUCAUCUGGAAACCUCGCUGUUCUCCGCCAGAAUUUGACUGCCGAACUUCCUGUUGUGGAUAUCGUUUAGUCAAGGUUUUCCGAUCAGAAAAUAUUAUUUGUCAACACACAAUAAAUAAUUUUCUCCGCCUGGUAAUCUC
Molecule: messenger RNA, 823 nt
Organism: Cloeon dipterum
Lineage: Eukaryota; Metazoa; Arthropoda; Insecta; Ephemeroptera; Baetidae
Exons: 6
Coding region: 1-753 (250 amino acids)
Source: RefSeq, a predicted model, not a curated record